CUUCACACACUCCCUCCACACACAAGCACACACACACACCCGAGCACAGACAGCUGCAGCACCAACCAUCAACCAUGGCUGUAUGGGACACUGCCUCUCUGCUCCUCGGACUCCUGCUCCUCUUUCACACCUGGGGAGCAUGGGCCACAGUGCAGGUGAGCAUGGAGGACAGAGUGGAGGUGUUCAGGGGAGACACAGCUCGGAUCACCUGCAUGUUCACAUCAGACGAGGGCAUCGGCGGCAUGACCAUAAUGUGGUUCCACUCGAAACGACUGGGAGGGAGGCAGAAAAUCUCCUACCAGGACUCCACCAUGGAGGUCAUAGAUCAAGGCACGGCGUUCACGGACCGCAUCAAUUUGAACGGCACCGGGGCCAAUAAAGAAGUGGUGCUGACCAUCAACAAUGUGCAGCUGGAGGACGAACUGGAAUUUAUCUGUUCCAUCAAUACUCUAACAGACGGAAGUGGGGAGGGAAGUACAAAGCUGAAGGUGUUUGUAACACCAGACUAUCCUACGAUCAAGGCUGAACCAACAGCAUUCUCAGUCAACUCUGGCAGCAUGUCCAAGAUUGGGCUCUGCGAAGUCAAGAACGGCUACCCCAAGCCGAACCUCACUUGGUACAGGGAUAACACUCCCCUGCGCAAUGAUCUGGACGUGGUGAAAGUGACGUCCACAAUCACCACUGAGUCCAAUAGUCUGGUCUCAGUGUUGAGUGAGCUGAGGCUGCGGGUGAGCAAGGAGGACAAGGACGCUAAGUUCUACUGCGAGGUCAACUUCUUGGUUCCUGGAGGAACCAGGAUGAGAGAAACAGACAAAAUCAACAUCACAGUAUACUACCCCUCCACAGCCAUUAGUGUGUGGGUGGAGUCACCAAAGGGCAAAAUAAAAGAAGGGGACUCGAUCGAGCUUCACUGCCACGGCAACGGGAAUGCUCCAUCAGUCUUAACAAUCAUCCAUGGCGACGUCCAUCGCCCUGUCGAGGCCAAUAUGUUGGUGGUGAACAACGUGACCCGUCUGAACAGUGGAGUUUACGAGUGUACCUCUGAGGACAUGGAAACCUAUGAUUUGAUCUCCGGAAAUACCAGUGUGACGGUCAACUUUCUCGAUCCUGCUGUGGUGUUUCCCAAAGACACUGUUGUGGUGGCCCAUGGAAAGAAUCUGACGGCCACCUGCAAUGCCCUCUCCUCUCUCCAGACACACACUGCCUGGUUUAAGGAUGGAAAGGAGAUAUCAAGGGGUCACACUUGGACCCUGGCGGAAGCUACGUUCGACACAGCAGGGACAUAUGUGUGUAUGGUGACUGUUCCUGAUAUCGAGGGAAUGGAGACGAGUGGCACACUUCAUGUUAAUGUCGAAGGCCCACCAGAGAUCAUGAGGCCAGACAACACAGAGAUAGAAGAGAGUUUUGAGAAGUCGGUCGACCUCAGCUGCAGCGUCAGAGGUUUCCCUGCUCCCGACGUCACCUGGGCAACCUCUGAUGGAAAGGUCCUCAAUCCAACAUCCCUAAAGCAGACGGAGGAGGGCAUUCAGAGUGUGGUCAGUGUCAAGGUCACCUCUGACGUCACCGUUUUCUGCAACGCCUCCAACGAGCACGGCACUGACUCGGUGGCCUUCAACAUCAAAGCCACUAUACACACCACCACACAAGCCACCACCACCACUAGCACUUCUAUUUCCUCUACCACAGUUAAAGCAGCAACAGCUAUCCCACCAAAGAAAAUCAAGAAAGAGGGCAGUGGUGUGAUCAUCGCAGUCAUCAUUAUCUGCAUCCUGCUGCUGGCCAUCUUGGGGAGUGUGCUCUACUACCUCUACAAAAAGGGCAAAAUCUGUGGCCGAUCAGGAAAGCAAGACCUCACCAAUGAGAAGUCCAACAAAGAAAACAUCGUGGUGGAGAUGAAAAGUGACAACACAGAGGAAGCCAUUCUCCUUGGGGUCAACGGAGAAAAGCUACCUCCCAGUGACCAGUAAAAGGUGGUGAGCACCUGGACGUGCAGAAGUGAGGAGGUGACUUCAGCUGCUGCUCCUGUUCUUCCCUCUCAGGCUCGUACCUGCUGAUGCCUUCAAGCUUCCGCCAGAACUCCUUAUCUUAGAGUUAUAUCAUGGAAACAGCUCAGUCGUCCAUCAGUCAAUAUCCACAUGGACGACAGUUGAUCUGAGCUGCAACUUCUGCUUCCUGUUUCGUCACAUCCACACACAUUUCUCCUGGAACGCAUCUCAAGCUUUAACGACACAAUCCUGCAAAUAAAUCUUCUGCCUUAAACGAAAAGACCGACCUUAGACCGUAGCUCUCGGUUGCGCGAGUCGUAUAAAAUGCUGAUCGUCUGUAGAACAAACAUUUAGAGCACAAAGUUGACCAGGGACUGUUUUUAUAUGUGACUGAGCAUCACCUCAGGCAAAGCAAUCACAAGUGUAUAUAUUAUAAUCUCUGUAUAUAUUUCUUUAUUUAAAAUAACAAUAGAAAAAAAAAAACAACAACCAAAAAUAAAUGACCAGAUAGUGUUUUAUGUUGUUCUGGUGCAGGGAGAGUUUAGGUAGUUGUAGUCCUCCUGUUUGUGUUUUCUUUUAUUAUGUUUUCUGUUCUGCUCAAGUCUGCACACUGAAUUUUAUGGGAUGUUUCCCUCAAUAAGCGAUUUCCAGCCUUUCUCAAUAAUGUUGCCUUUUAGCUCUGAAAUCAAACUUUAAGGAAAUUUAAUCCCAUAUCGUUCCCAUCUGAUUUUUCUCCAUCCACAGCUUACACCUCACACUUUCUGUGUACUAAAGAAAAUAUUUUUAAAGACGGGUGAAUAAUCUGUUCAGGAUUUGACUUUCAAGGAUUAACAUUAUCGUUUCUUUCCUUCACAAUCUAGUUUUGUAUUUUAUGUGUGUUUUUGAAUUCAGUCACAUUUUCUAUUUAGUUACAGUCAUAUUUAAUGUUCGGUGCACUGAUUUUUUUGAUUUUAUCCUCCAUGCAGUUGUGUUGUGUUUCUCUAAUGUGAAACCCUCGUCUUGUUUAAUGUGAAUGAAAAUUAUUACUUUAGUGUUUAUUUCUUUUUUUAGGAGGAAGGAUGAGGAUUAUUGGUCAAUGAUAAAAAUUGUUCACGGCAUGAAGUCGACGUCAUUAUCAGAAAAAGACACAUUUCUGUUUACUGAAUGAAUGAAUUCAUGUGUUGGCUGAAACAUGAAAUAAUCUGUUGGAUCAGAGAGAAGCAGACGGAUCCCCCCUCAGACAUGCGAUGCUUUAAAUCAACACGCGCUCUGUGUAAAUGUAUUUUCAUGUUGUGACAUUAUAACAUGUAAGACUACUGAGGAGGGGGAAACGACUGUGACUCCAGAUUUGCAAAUGAAGUUGGACGACAGCAACCAAUCAAGCUGCUCCGUGCAGCCGUCUAACUCUCCCCUCCUCUUCUCUGUUGGUCUGUUUUCUGUUCCUGCUGUUUUUGUUUUUUUAGGAUCUACCACUGUUAAAUUGUUGUGGAUGUAUGAAAUCUGUUAAAAUGCCUUUUAAUGCCUAAGAGUUUAAAUUAAUGUCAUAGAUGGCAUUCAAACCAAUUUACCAACAAAGCCACUGUUUGUAGUUUUUGAGAAUUAUACCAAAUAAAGAUUGACUGUUAAUUGAAAA
Paralichthys olivaceus (Japanese flounder) is the source of this 3597-nucleotide messenger RNA. Lineage: Eukaryota; Metazoa; Chordata; Actinopteri; Pleuronectiformes; Paralichthyidae. The record is from RefSeq and is a predicted model, not a curated record.